Menidia menidia (Atlantic silverside) is the source of this 3444-nucleotide messenger RNA. Lineage: Eukaryota; Metazoa; Chordata; Actinopteri; Atheriniformes; Atherinopsidae. The record is from the annotation of a GenBank genome assembly.
AUGGGAGCGCCAAUAGGAGGGCCAAUGGGGGCCCCACUGGGAAAUGGGAGAGCCAAAGGGAGCAACAAUGGAAGGGCCAAGCGGAGCGCCAAUGGGAAUGCCAAUGGGCCAAUGGGAGCGCCAAUAGGAGAGCCACUGGGAGAGCCAAUAGAAGUUAAGAGAGGAUGUUCGACUCCGCCAACUCUCAAUGCCGGUGGGAGGAGGUGGUCUGACCCCGGCUCACCUCCUCUGAGGCCCCCGGAGAGAGGGGGCCGCCCACUGAGCUGUAGUGGUGUUUCUGUGUCCGUGCCCUCUGCUUCCUUAACCCUAACCCACAUGGAGAGCUCCCCGUACGGAGCCGUGUACCUGUCCCCACCGCCGGACAACAGCUGGAGGAGCCCUGACAGAGCCUGGAGCGGGCUGGGUGGAGGCCUCCAGGGCCCACACCCUCUCAUUGUAGACGGCCCCAGAACAGGUCGGCUGACAAACGCCCGUAGAGCCCUGAGCUGUAGUGGUGUUUCUGUGUCCGUGCCCUCUGCUUCCUUAACCCUAACCCACAUGGAGAGCUCCCCGUACGGAGCCGUGUACCUGUCCCCACCGCCGGACAACAGCUGGAGGAGCCCUGACGGAGCCUGGAGCCGGCUGGGUGGAGGCCUCCAGGGCCCACGCCCCAGAACAGGUCGGCUCACAAACGCCCGGGCGGAGAAAAGCGAGUCUUUGAAAGACGAAAAGACGAACCCCUCCGGCUGGUUUCGGGGUGCAGAGCCCCUGUUUUAUGACAUCAGACAGAGCAAGCUCCGCCCCCUCGCCCCCCCCCCCCCCCCCCCCCCCCCCCCCACCUGGCACCGGCCGGCCGGGUCCCGGCAGGCCGACCGACCGGAGCCUCCUGCUCCAGCCGGCAGCAGAUUGCCGUCCCAGUGUGGGACCGGGAUAAACUUCCCCCUCAGCUGUGGGGCGGAGGAACCAGAACGAGACUCUGCUGCCUCUCAGGUCCCCCCCCCUCACAUCCCUCCUCCUUUGUCCUCCCCUGCCUCUUCUUCGUGUAUCUCUGCCCACCUUCAGCUGGUCGAACGGGCCUGUCCUCAGAGAAGUGACACCUUCCCGGUGGGAACCAACUCGGACUCGGCUCUGCACACGAGCGCCAUGAACCCGAACCCCCAGGACCCGUUCGGCCUGGGCCAGCACGGGGGCCGGGCCCCCCCCCAGCGCAACGGUGAGAGGAACAACACUCAGCUUUUCCUGCAGCACACAGCCAGUGUGAACGAGGCAGACGUGGACGGCUCUGGAGACAUCUUCUCCUUCCCGGCUCUGCCUAACGAGGAGGCUCUAAUAGGCGUCAGCAAGCCCCUCCCCAAGCAGCUGUGGGAGGCCAAAAAGGUUCAGUCUCUGGCGUCGAGGCCCAAAUCCUGUGAAGUGCCUGGAAUUAACAUCUUCCCGUCCCCGGAGCAGACCCCGGGCCUGUCCCACUACCAGGGCUCUCUGAGCACCGGCGGCUCUCUGCCCGACCUCAGCAACCUGCAGUUCCCCUCCCCGCUGUCCACCCCGCUGGACCCCGAGGACGGGGGGGGCUACCCCGGCCUGAGCGGGGGCAGCAGCACCGGAAACCUGCCCGCCGCCAUGAUGCACCUGGGCAUCGGACACUCGCAGGGUCUCUCCUCCUCCCUGAGCAACCCCUCCAUCCAGGCCUCCCUGAACACCUGCCAGCUGCAGUCGUCCCUCAGCAACCCGUCCAUCAGCUCCUCUCUGCGUCUGUCCGGCAGCUCGCCGCGGCGCCGGCCCACGCCCAUCAGCCCGCUCACGCUGUCGCCCGGGGCCGAGCAGCGCCGGGGGCUGGCCAAGCAGCUGUCCCCCACCAUGUCCCCCUCGCUGUCCCCCCUCACACGGGGAGUUGCUCUGGACACCAGCAACAUGCCGAGGGAGCCGCCGCCGCCCUACCCGCUCUACCAGCAGCCGCAGCACGCCGUGCAGUUUCAGAAGGUCCAGCAGCUCCGCCUGAACCAGUCCCGGGUUCAGUACUACGGAGGCUCUCUUCCCAACGUCAACCAGAUCAGCAACACCAGCUCCGACUUUCAGAAAAUGUGUGGCUUGUUUCUCAGGAGCUCCGUGGACUUUGUGGCUCCCACCCCAGAGGGCUUCCCCCCCACUCCUGUGAUUGUCCCCAGCUCACCAACCGACCUGGAGAAGGACCAGGGUGAGGAGUGGGGCCGGUCUGGCGCCGACGAGCCGAUGGACACCUCGCUGCCUCCAGACAGCGAGAAGGACGAGCCAAUGGAAACGGAGGCUGCCUUCUCCAAGCCCCACCCGCCUUCCGGGCCCCACCCAGCCUCCUCCACCCCCGUCUCCCAGAAACCUCCUGGGGUAGAGCUGGACCGGACCCCCUCCGUGCCCUCCCAGCCUGAGUUCUCCCAUGACGUGUUCGUCCCCACACAGAGCCCCGAGGCGCCUCCUCAGCCGGGGGCCAAACCGGCCUCACCGCCUCCCCAGCUCUCCGCCAACAGCCAGGGCCGGCGGACGGAGGAGGAGGAGCCGGAGGAGGACAGCCAGGCCACACAGAUAGAGGAACCAGAGGAGGAGAAGGAGGAGGAGGAGAAGAAGAAAGAGGAGGAGGAGCCUAAGGCCUCAGAGGACAAACACAGCCUGGAGGCCACCAGGAGCCGAGCGGCGUCCGGCUCCCAGCCCGAGCCGGCCGGGACGCCUUCUGACGGCCUUGUGCAGGAGACGCCGUCCUCCUCCACCACCUCCUCCAUCACCUCCUCCUCCACCUCCGCCACCACCUCCUUCUCCACGGCCUGCACUCUGCCCUCACAGUCGGGGGUUUCUCAGCCUUCUGCUGGCGUCAAGCUUCCUCUGGAAACGCCGGCGAGUCAGUCCAACCACGAAGCUGAUCGGGAGGAGGAGGAGGAGGAGGAGAAGGAGGAGGAGGAAGAGGAGGAGCAGGAGGAGGUGGUGAUGGAGGCGGAGAACACAGGAGGAGAGGCCUCAGGGCUGGCUCUGGUCCUCUCCCAGAGCCAGAUGCUGUCCCCUGAGCCCAUGGAGGAGGACGCCCUCACAGACGGCCAGAGGAACUCCCAGCUCCUGGAGGAGGACGGCGGAGGAGGAGGAGGAGCACAGCCGGGAGAAGGAGGAGGAGGAGGAGGAGGCGGUGGCUUACAGCCAGGAGAAGGAAGAGGAGCAGCAGAAAGUCCAAAGCUGGCUGGAGGAGGAGGCCCACAGCUGGCUGGAGGAGUAGGAGGAUGCCCCCAGCUGGCUGGAGGAGGAAAAGGAGGAGAAGGGGAAAGAGGACGAGGAGGAGGAGGAGGAGGAGGAGGAGGAGGAGGAGGAGCACCCGCCUCCGCCUCCACCAACGGCCUCGCCUCUCAGAGCCGGGACGAAGAGGAGCAGGCGGCCGGGGCCGAACCAGAGGGGCUGGGAGACCGGAGCCUGGGUGACAGCUCGGGAGGUGAGGCCAUUUUAGCUGUGUGUUAA